GUAUGGGUUAUGGGGUAUGGGAGAGUUAUGGGUUUUGCAUGGCACUUCCCUGCAAACAAGGUCGGUGAUCCGAAAAAUCUAUGGGGUAUAAGGGAGUAUGGGUUUAUAGGGGUAUGGGUUAAGAGGGAGUCGACUGUACUUACAAGGAUAUGA
This is a messenger RNA of Lentinula edodes (shiitake mushroom), 153 nucleotides long. RefSeq lists its product as uncharacterized. The transcript has a single exon. The annotation marks the transcript as partial. The record is from RefSeq and is a predicted model, not a curated record. Lineage: Eukaryota; Fungi; Basidiomycota; Agaricomycetes; Agaricales; Omphalotaceae.